UUUAUUGCUCGUGUCAGCUCUUUGCCCUUGAUUCACGACAGUGUCACCACUCUGCACUCGAUGGCCAAGGAGAACAAGUACAGCCGUUAUGCUCUCGACACUGCUGGUUCUGCUGUCGGGACAGUCUCAAAGUACACUGAGGGCUAUCAAAAGACACUCCAGCCUCAUAUUACCAAGGUCGAUCAGAUUGCCUCUAAAUCGCUUGACCUUUUGGAGACUACCUUCCCCAUUGUCACCAAGCCUACAGCUGAGAUCGUGACCCAGGUCAAGAAGCCCUACACCCAGAUUCAGUCCACGAUUGAUGCUCAUGUUACUGCUCCCGCUGCUGAGAACAACGCGGCUUUGGUCAAGUCCAAGGAAUCGAUCCACGCUUUGAAUAUUCGUCUUAGCGCCCUGCUCGAAUCCCUGCGCAUCCAUGCCAAGGAGCUCCAGGAGAACGUCCAAAAGGUCCCCGGCGAGGCAUCACUACGUGUCCAGACCUUGAGCUCCAACCUUUUGUCGGAGAUCGAUUCAUUGUCGCUCUACUUGAAGGAGCACAGCCCCAAGCUGCCCGAGUAUGUUCAGGUUCGCCUGGAGCCUCUCGUUGGCUUUGUCAACGAGCGCUAUGAAACAGUGAAGGAGGAGAUUGCCAAGCCUGAUGUGUCUGCGAUGCAGAAGGCCCGUAACAUCUUGCACCUUACUACGGAGGAGACUUUGCCUAUUUUGCAGAGUGCUGCUCAGGACGUCAAG
Lobosporangium transversale is the source of this 729-nucleotide messenger RNA. RefSeq lists its product as hypothetical. The transcript has 2 exons. The annotation marks the transcript as partial. NCBI's taxonomy places the organism in Eukaryota, Fungi, Mortierellomycota, Mortierellomycetes, Mortierellales, Mortierellaceae. The record is from RefSeq and is a predicted model, not a curated record. Gene Ontology annotation, biological process: lipid storage; positive regulation of triglyceride storage. Gene Ontology annotation, cellular component: lipid droplet; cytosol.